Molecule: messenger RNA, 4756 nt
Organism: Erinaceus europaeus (western European hedgehog)
Lineage: Eukaryota; Metazoa; Chordata; Mammalia; Eulipotyphla; Erinaceidae
Gene: NCEH1
Product: neutral cholesterol ester hydrolase 1
Exons: 5
Coding region: 85-1311 (408 amino acids)
Cellular component (GO): membrane
Molecular function (GO): carboxylic ester hydrolase activity
Source: RefSeq, a predicted model, not a curated record
GGCCCCUGGUGGAAGGUCCUUUGAGCUUCAGGACUUUGCUUGUUGCUUUAUUCCCCCGCUGGUAGGGCAGGCAGCGCCGGGAGGAUGCGGGCUUCCUGUGUGCUGUUCACCACGCUGGUGGCGCUGGCCGCCUACUACGUCUACAUCCCCCUCCCCGGCUCAGUGACCGACCCCUGGAAACUGAUGAUGCUGGACGCGGUUUUCCGGGGUACACAGCAAGUGAGUAACCUAAUUCACUUCCUGGGACUAGGCCAUCAUAUGCUGGUGCUGAAUUUUAUCAUCGUUUCUUUCGGCCAUAAGAGGGCUUGGUCGACGGCUCAGGUGAAAGUCACGGACACUGACUUUGACGGUGUGGAGGUCCGGGUGUUUGAAGGUUCUACUGGGCCAGAAGAGCCACUGAAACGGGGCAUCAUUUAUAUCCACGGAGGAGGCUGGGCUUUAGCAAGUGCAAAAAUCAAGUAUUAUGAUGAGCUGUGCAUAGUGAUGGCUGAGGAGCUGAAUGCCGUCAUUAUCUCCAUUGAGUACAGGCUGGUUCCCAAGGUGUUUUUCCCUGCACAAGUUGAAGAUGUUGUGCGCUCCACCAACUAUUUCUUGCAGCCGGAAGUCUUAAAGAAGUACUCGGUUGAUCCUAGCAGAGUUGCCGUUUCUGGAGACAGUGCUGGGGGAAACCUGGCAGCUGCCCUGGUCCAACAGUUUCAUCAAGAUCCCAGCCUCAGAAGCAAAAUCAAACUGCAAGCUUUGGUUUACCCCGUUCUGCAAGCCCUGGACUUCAACACCCCCUCCUACCAGCAGAAUGCCAACACCCCCAUCCUGCCCCGCCAUGUCAUGAUCAAGUACUGGGUAGAGUACCUGCAAGGCAGCCAGGACUUCGUGGAGGCCUUGAUAGUCAACAACCACACCUCCCUGGAUGUGGAGGAGGCCACUGCUCUGCGGGCCCGGCUCAACUGGACCUCCCUCUUGCCCACAUCCAUCACCAGGGACUACAAGCCAGUGCAGCCAGCCUCUGGCAACGCCAGGAUCCUCCAGGAGAUGCCUCAGCUGCUGGAUGUGCGCUCAGCCCCCCUCCUUGCUGACCAGAAAGUCCUGCGGCACCUGCCCAAGACCUACAUCCUCACCUGCGAGCACGACAUCCUCAGGGACGACGGCAUCAUGUACGCCAAGCGCCUGGAGAGUGCCGGCGUGGACGUGACCCUCGACCACUUCGAGGAUGGCUUCCAUGGGUGCAUGAUCUUCACCAGCUGGCCCACUGACUUUUCUGUGGGCAUCCGGACUAGGAACAGUUACUUCAAGUGGCUGGAUCAAAACCUGUGAAGGGAGAAACUUCCUAGAAUGGUUGAGCCUUUCUUGCUUUGAAAGGACAUGCACUCCCCCACUCCCCCCCCCCAACUAAUUUCUCCUUGCUGCUUGUGAGCUGCGGAAUCUCUCACUACUGUAGACCAGAUAUUAAUUUCUCUCUCUCUCUCUCUCUCUCCAUAUAUAUAUAUAUAUAUAUAGCAAUGUACUGACUUCAGUGUAAAGGCCACUGAAUCUGGGUCUCAAAACUGGCCAUUCUCUUUGUCCUUCUCCUUUUAGCCAAACAACUAGCAGUGCCCACAGAUACAAAAAGCAGGGCUGGGAAGUGGAAGGAGGGCUGGAGUGCACCAAGAAGUCCUAUCACCUAUGGAUGAGACAGCGACCUUAGUGAUUUGAGAAAAUGCUGGCUCUUUUUUGACAUGCUGGAGUUUGCUUUGGAUUUGAGGCAGUAAAUGCGUGCACCUUGGAGUCGGUGCUGAGUACAAGUGCCACCUGCCCUCACUUCUCUGUGGGGGGUUGCUUUUGUUUCCUAUGGGAAUGCUGGCAAAGGCAUUCUGGCAAGGAGUUUCUCAAAGGACUGUCUUCCUUUAGAGUGCUAAUUCUGUUAGCUAACUAGCUGUAAGUCCAUUUGGAUGAUGAUAAUACUUGAAAGUUAUUUUUUACCACUAUUAUUACUAGCAAAUAAGAGAUCGCAUGCACUGGAUUAUCUGUAUGUUGCUAAGGUUUUAAAAACAAAUCAUCAUUCUGUCUCCUUAGGGGGGAUCUUUGGGGAGCAAAUUUAUUUAGAUUUAGAAUGGGCAUUGCAUUACAGAACCAGUAAAAAGAGGCAAAUGAGCCACUUAAUUCAUAAUUAACACUUUGGAUGGAAAUUAUUAAGAGCUGUGCACAUACAUCUGACAAAGUCAGGAAAUAAAAUGUAUUUAAUAUUAGUUGAAGAUCAUGUGAAAUGUCUUUGGUGAGCUUAGUUCUUGAAAUUCAACUUUUUUCACAUACACUGCUAUACAUCGGGGCUAUUUUGGUAUAUAUAAUGUACUGUUCAUUUUUAAUGUUAUUUAAUAUAGGUAGUUAGACUGAAGUUUUUUUGAAUAAUAUCUAUAAUGGAUCUUAAAAAUGAUGGCAUUUAAAAAAACUAUCUAAAAUUAUAUUCUUACAUAUACUUUUCUAGAAAGUGAUAAAAUCACUAACACUACUAUACACUGGGCCUAAAUGUUUAGAUGUUUAUAUGUGCAUAACAGUGAGCAUAAUUAGUAAGUAUAACUGGACCUAGAGAAGUCAUCUACGCUGACUCAGUAGCAUUGCUCGUAGCUGCCUCUGUGGUCAGAGGAACUCUGGCUUUGGUUCUUCUGGGCAAAGGGAAGACAUUGUUCCUGGGUGCCUCUUCACCUUUUUGUCUGCUUCCAGAAAUGACAAAAACUAAGCUUAAUGUUGGGCAAGGAUGUCACUGCCAGUGAGGACAUUUCUCAAGUAGCAAGAAACACCAAGUCUGAUUUGAACUGAGGGCUCUGCCCUCCUUCCUGCCCCUCUUCUUCUCCCCCAAUACUUUCUGCCUUCAAAGGCACAGAGAACAGUGAGGCCGAGUAACAAUACCGUAACUAUAUCACCAGUGAAAGAAGGGAGAGCCUUUUCUCUUGCCUAAAAGGUGGGAAUCUGCCACCUUGGACAAUGAAAGAAUGAAUAAAAUUUGGGUAUUUAUUUUGAAUGUCUUAUUAUAUAUACCAAUAGCAUUUCAUAUAUAAAACACACACACACACACACAUAGUAAUAUGUGUGUGUGUGUGUGUCUAUGUAUGUGUGCCUGCCUCUGUGUCUAUAGGACUCUUAUAAAUUAACUUGCUGUUUGGGUUAGUUAUUUUGCAACCUCUAGGAUGCCUUGUCCUUGGGUCUCUAAAAUCAGAUAAAUGGAUAUAUAUGUAUCCUUAUUCUGUGUACUCAGACCCAUGCAUCACUAGAGAUUUUUUUUUUUCUUAAAAAUUAGGAUUUUCAGAUUGUUGAGAUAGCUUACCUGGGAGGGAGCCUGCUCUGGCCCCCAACACCCUGGGGAAGCCAGCAUGCUGAGGUGUCCUGCUGCUUUUCUGUCUCUGUCUUUUUCUGUCUGAAAAAGUCAGCUUGGGGUAGUGAAUUCCUUUAGCAAUGACAAACACAAAAGCCUUUUUGUUAGUCUGAGUUACCUAUCCUCCUUGUUUAAUAUUAUUUUUCUUUCCUUCCUUAAUUCUUUCCUUCCCUUAUUUCUAUUUCUUUUCCUUUUUUUAAAAAAUUUAUUUUCCCUUUUGUUACCCUUGUUUUUCAUUGUUGUUGUAGUUACUAUCGUUGUUGUUAUUGAUGUCGUCGUUGUUAGGACAGAGAGAAAUGGAGAGAGGAGGGGAAGACAGAGUGAGGGAGGGAAAGAUAGACACCUGAAGACCUGCUUCACCGCUUGUGAAGCGACUCCCCUGCAGGUGGGGAGCCGGGGGCUCAAACCGGGAUUCUUUCGCCGGUCCUUGUACUUGGCGCCACGUGUGCUUAACCCGCUGCACUACUGCCCGACUCCCUUCUUUCCCUUUUCUUUCUUUUUUUUAUGUAACACAUUUGAAGGGAACAGCACAAGACCUUAUUUUGAGGUUACCUACCUCUCAGAAAGUAAAGAAAAAUAUCAUGUAAGUCCAGAAUUCCUUAAAAUGACAUUUCUUCCCAAAUUGUGAGCCAACUUCUAAAAUAAUUACAGACAAUUAAUCUCAGAUCUCAAAAGGGCUUUAUUAGAUGAAAAGGGAAUCAAUCAAGAGGGGGAAAAAAAGGAUCAACCACUGUUCUGAUGAAAUACUUGAGUUUCAACAAAAACUUUGUAGAUGUGACUACAUCCUCUAAUGACUUGCACUGUAACCUUCAUUCAGCCUUUGCUACAAAUGAUAUUGAAAUUCUUCUUGGAAUACUAGCAAUUUCAAAUCACAAUGCACAAAAGCCAUUCAACUAAGCCAGCCUGUGAACACCAAGAACUCCUUCGGGAAGCCUACAGAGUUUAUGUUGAAGAUAGUUUGGUUUGGGAUAAGUUUAUUUUUCUCAAAGUUUUUGUAAUUAUAAAAGAGAAUUGAUGCUCUGCUUGUUGUUUUUUUUUCUUAGUGUCGUGGUUUGGUUUUGCCAUUAUAUUUUGUGAAAAAGUUCACAAUCUUUCUUAAUGUUGUUUGUGAAAGAUGGACAUUAAUAUGUGAAGAAAAAUCAAGUGCUAGAAGCGUAAAUUUGUUUUCAAUAAUCAGUAGAGAUGUGUUAAGAAUUGAAGACUUGUACAAUUUUCUUGGUGGCUAUACCAUUUUGUGCAUGACCUUUUAACUUUUGACUUCUUGCUUAUUUCCCCUUGGAAGGGGAAGGCAGAUUUAUGAAGGGUUUUAGUAACAAAUAUAUUUUAUAAGAUGAAAAUGCAGUGGGGAGCAAAUUCAAUGUCGUCUGUUUUGACUCAUGUUGGAAAAUAAAAUGGCUCCAUCUGCAAUGGUAA